This is a messenger RNA of Lactuca saligna, 315 nucleotides long. The record is from the annotation of a GenBank genome assembly. Lineage: Eukaryota; Viridiplantae; Streptophyta; Magnoliopsida; Asterales; Asteraceae.
AUGGGUAUCGAAUAUGAAUGUGCUGGUGUGAUUAAAGAAAUUCUGAGCAAUGUGAAGGAUCUUGUCCUUGUUGAUUGUGUAGCUCUUGAGCCUGGAAUUAGCUGUUGGGGAUGUACACAAUGCAAAGAAGGCCGAUAUAAUCUUCGCCCGGAUAUGAAAUUUUUUGCCACUCCUCCCGUCCACGGAUCUCUUGCCAAUCAGGUGGUGCAUCCAGUGGAUUUAUGUUUCAAAUUGUUUCAACAAGACAAUGACAAUGGCUCUCACCGCCACACGUGCUGGCAACAAAGUGUGUCUGGUAGGGAUGGGCCACCAUGA